Messenger RNA from Darwinula stevensoni, 477 nucleotides. The record is from the annotation of a GenBank genome assembly. Lineage: Eukaryota; Metazoa; Arthropoda; Ostracoda; Podocopida; Darwinulidae.
AUGAGCAGCCCCCACGCCCAGAAAGCCCAGGAGGCGCAGCUACUUUCUACCGCCCAGGCCCAAAUGCAUUUGGGCUUGAGUGCCGCGCAGCAAACCCAGCUCUUGGACUAUCUGGAUUUGCUGGAAAAAUGGAAUCGGGUCUACAACCUCAGCGCCCUGCGCACGCGCGCACAAAUGCUCAGCCACCAUGUUUUGGAUUGUUUGGCCAUUAUCGGCCCCUUGCGCCAUUGGGCCCAAGCCCAGGGUUUAGAGCAGGUUCGGGCUUUAGAUGUCGGCUCGGGUGCGGGCUUGCCAGGUUUGGUCAUCGCUAUUUGUCAGCCCCACUGGUCCGUCAGCUGCGUAGAUACCGUAGGCAAAAAAGCCGCCUUUAUCCAACAAGCCAUUGCCCAUUUGCAUCUGCCGCAGGCCCAGGCGCAUCAUGCCCGGGUAGAGGAUUUGCCCGGCCCCUACGACUUGAUCACCAGUCGCGCUUUUGCC